AUGAAGUGUACCGUGCGGGAGUGGUUCAGAGUAACCACAGUGCUCCUCAUGGCCCGAGCGAUUCCAGCCAUGGUGGUUCCUAAUGCCACUUUAUUGGAAAAACUUUUGGAAAAGUACAUGGAUGAGGAUGGUGUGUGGUGGAUAGCCAAGCAAAGAGGGAAAAGGGCCAUCACAGACAAUGACAUGCAGAGUAUCUUGGAUCUUCAUAAUAAGUUGCGAAGUCAGGUAUAUCCUACAGCUUCUAAUAUGGAGUAUAUGACCUGGGAUGUAGAACUGGAACGGUCUGCAGAAUCCUGGGCUGAAACUUGUUUGUGGGAACAUGGACCUGCAAGCUUGCUUCCAUCAAUUGGACAGAAUUUGGGAGCCCACUGGGGAAGAUACAGGCCCCCAACCUUUCAUGUGCAAGCAUGGUACGAUGAAGUCAGAGACUUUAGCUACCCGUAUGAACAUGAGUGUAACCCGUAUUGUCCAUUCAGAUGCUCUGGUCCUGUAUGUACUCAUUAUACACAGGUGGUGUGGGCAACAAGUAGCAGAAUAGGCUGUGCCAUUAAUUUGUGCCAUAACAUGAACAUCUGGGGGCAAAUAUGGCCCAAAGCUAUUUACCUGGUGUGCAAUUAUUCCCCAAAGGGAAAUUGGUGGGGCCAUGCCCCCUACAAACAUGGCCGGCCCUGUUCUGCUUGCCCACCGAGUUUUGGAGGAGGCUGUAGAGAAAAUCUGUGCUACAAAGAAGGAUCAGAUAGUUACUAUCCUCCUCAAGAAGAAGAAACAAAUGAAAUUGAACGGCAGCAGUCACAAGUCCAUGAUACCCACAUCCGGACAGUAGCAGAUGAUAGUAACAGAAACGAAGUCAUAAGCACACAGCAAAUGUCUCAAAUUGUUUCUUGUGAAGUAAGAUUAAGAGAUCAGUGCAAAGGAACAACCUGUAAUAGAUAUGAAUGCCCUGCUGGCUGUUUGGAUAGUAAAGCUAAAGUUAUUGGCAGUGUACAUUAUGAAAUGCAAUCUAGUAUCUGUAGGGCUGCAAUUCAUUACGGGAUAAUAGAUAAUGAUGGUGGUUGGGUGGAUAUCACUAGACAAGGAAGGAAACAUUAUUUCAUCAAAUCCAAUAGAAAUGGUGUUCAAACAGUUGGCAAAUAUCAGUCUGCCAAUUCCUUCACAGUCUCUAAAGUAACAGUUCAGGCUGUCACUUGUGAAACAACUGUGGAACAGCUCUGUCCUUUCCAUAAGCCUGCUUCGCAUUGCCCAAGAGUAUACUGUCCUCGUAACUGUAUGCAGGCAAAUCCACAUUAUGCUCGUGUAAUUGGAACUCGAAUUUAUUCUGAUCUGUCCAGUAUCUGCAGAGCCGCUGUACAUGCUGGCGUGGUUCAGAAUCAGGGGGGUUAUGUUGAUGUGAUGCCUGUGGACAAAAGAAAGACUUACAUUGCUUCUUUUCAGAAUGGAAUCUUCUCAGAAAGCUUACAGAAUCCUCCAGGAGGAAAGGCAUUCAGAGUAUUUGCUGUUGUGUGA
Messenger RNA from Budorcas taxicolor (takin), 1503 nucleotides. It is a transcript of the gene CRISPLD1, whose product is annotated as cysteine rich secretory protein LCCL domain containing 1. Gene Ontology annotation, cellular component: extracellular region. The transcript has 14 exons. The coding region runs from base 1 to 1503 and encodes 500 amino acids. The record is from RefSeq and is a predicted model, not a curated record. Lineage: Eukaryota; Metazoa; Chordata; Mammalia; Artiodactyla; Bovidae.